Diospyros lotus (date-plum) is the source of this 1129-nucleotide messenger RNA. Its product is annotated as pathogenesis-related leaf protein 6-like. Bases 35 to 559 code for a protein of 174 amino acids. NCBI's taxonomy places the organism in Eukaryota, Viridiplantae, Streptophyta, Magnoliopsida, Ericales, Ebenaceae. The record is from RefSeq and is a predicted model, not a curated record. The transcript has a single exon.
CUUCCGCAUAGAAGAAGAAGAAGAAACAACUACAAUGAAGUUGUUGAUGAGCUCUGUGUCAACUUUGGCUCUUAUUCUUUUCACGGUGCUGGCAACAAUCCAUUCCUCCCAAGCGCAAAACGCGCCGCAAGACUACGUGAACGCCCACAACGCCGCCCGUGCCCAGGUGGGCGUCGGGCCGAUCGCCUGGGACGAAACCGUGGCGGCCUUCGCCCAGAACUACGCCAACCAGAGGAUCGGCGACUGCAAUCUUGUGCACUCGGGCGGCGGCGGGAUGUACGGGGAGAACCUGGCGAAAGGCGGUGGCGACUUCACGGGGAAGGCGGCGGUGGACCUGUGGGUAGCGGAGAAGCCGUUCUACGACUACAACUCGAACUCGUGCGCGGCGGGGAAGCAGUGCCUGCACUACACGCAGGUGGUGUGGAGGAACUCGGUGAAGGUGGGGUGCGCUAAGGUUAGGUGUGAUGAUGGUUUUUGGGACCGACCACCACGUGCUACCUCUGCGACUGGACCUCGGGAAUGGAACCUCGGACUCGGGGAUGUCGGACCUCGGGUGUAGGACCUGCAAGACAAUGGAGGGCCGGGGCUUGGAUCCCCCGGGGUGGACUCCGACGCUCAAAUCAGUAGAGUGAAUGCAGGUAGUAGUAAAUGAGAGAGCUGUAGAGUUUGAAUAUACCUGGCGAGAGUCCUUGUCUUUUAUAGGCGAACCCGUUUUGGGGUACCCGAGAUGAGCGGGCACGACCCCCGAGAAUUCUGGUCAGAUUGGAACGGGUCUUGCGGUUCGGCCUAGAUUUCUCGGGCUCCGCUCCGGAGUGUUGACUUGCCACGUGUCGGUCUCUCUGGUGAUCCACGUGGCUGGUGAGACUAUUAGUGCGUAUGAAUAUUCUAGUAAUUUUAGGUAAUGCCACGUCAAGGUGCAACAGUGGCUGAUGGUUCAUCACCUGCAACUAUGCCCCUCCGGGCAACUACGCCGGCCAGAAGCCUUACUGAAUGGAUCUAAUAAUCAACCAUCUAUAUAUGAUCAUGCAUGCAUACAUGGUUAACUAGCUAAAUGAAUAAAACUUGUAAUGGUGAAAAGGAAGCGAUAUAGAUAAAUAAAUAAAUAAAUAAUUUUAUUUUACUGGAGGUA